CGGAGAAGCAACAAGCGCUACCGAACCAGCAGCAACAAGCUAGCCGCCAGCAGCUAACUCGGUCGGUCGGAGGGGGGUGGACGAGGCGUGUUAAACAUGCAAAAGUUUAGAAACUUCGAUCUUCGCCUCGACUAGACGCGCUACCGACGUUGAGCGAGACGCCAGACGGCCCCGGAAAACAUGGACCACGGCUCGUCGUCGUGAACGCUGUUGUUUUCGCGUAUUUAGGAGCUUCAAAUGUGCGAAAAGUCGCUCGGUGUGUCCUCGUCGUUGAACAAGAUGGCAGCAGCAGCAGCAGCAACAGUAGCGCCGUUGCAGAGUUUGACUGUCGUGCGGCUGUUCGUCGCUAGCCUGCUCUUUGACACUUUGAGGGAUGCGGAUUACUGGUCUUACUGAAGGUAUGGCCUCACAAGUCUUGGUCUACCCAUCACACCUGCACUCAGCUCAAAAAAGUGCCUUAGGAAGGAGCAGCAGUGGUACCAGCAGACAAACGGGUGAGGUCCACCGCGGUAGUAACACCAGCAGACCCCCGCCCAAGACAUAUGUGAUUGGAAUCAACUACGGUAUCGCGUUUCCCAACAACGUUAUCCCGUCCUCAGCUGGCGUUGACUUGGGAAGGCCGAACAGGGGACGGCCGGUCGGGGAAACGGAGCAGUGGACUUUGCAGACUGCGGGGAUACAGCAAGUAGACGGCUGGGAGAGAGCAGGAGCGGAGUCCCAGGAUCAGCAGCCUGUUGACCAAAGUUUAGAGAGAGGAGGAGGCGGCGGCGUGGACUGCGAGCUACUGACUAAAGCCUGUUUAGGAACGGAGGGGGAGGAGGCCAAAAACAGAAGAGCACAAGCAAGAGGGGGUCACACCAGCCUUCCUGAUCCAGGGGCCUUCCAGAUAUGUGAAGAGAAGACAGGAGAAGGCGGGGGACAACGGCAGGAGAGUAACCGCAUCAGAACCAUGCAGAUAUUGGAGGACGUGCCUGCGCUGCCUUCGCUUCCGCUACCUGUGGCCAUGUUGCAGACCAGCACCGGGAACAACGCGGACGCCGUCCGAGUCGGGGGCGGAGGGACCCUCGCCGCUCAGCACAGGAGGGCCGACGGAGUGACGGGCCUCGCUGUCGACGGGCUCGAAAUCAGCACCAACAGUAACGAGGUUGUGGCGGGCGCCACCGUGAACAGAAACGGGUCGGGGGACGGCGACUAUCAGCUGGUUCAGCAUGAAGUUCUGUACUCGAUGAAGAACAGUUACGAGGUUUUAGAGUUUCUAGGUCGGGGAACCUUUGGUCAGGUGGUGAAGUGCUGGAAGAGGGGGACAAAUGAAGUGGUGGCCAUCAAAAUACUGAAGAACCACCCAUCCUAUGCACGGCAAGGGCAGAUUGAGGUGGAGAUCUUGGCUCGGUUGAGCAGUGAAAAUGCAGAGGAGCACAAUGUGGUGCGCGCUCUGGAGUGUUUUCAGCACCGCAGCCACACCUGCUUGGUGUUUGAAAUGUUGGAGCAAAACCUCUACGACUUCCUGAAGCAGAACAAGUUCAGCCCACUGCCACUUAAAAUCAUCAGGCCUAUUCUGCAGCAGGUGGCAACGGCGCUAAAGAAGUUGAAGGAUCUGGGUUUGAUCCAUGCUGACCUGAAACCAGAGAACAUCAUGCUGGUGGAUCCGUCCAGACAGCCCUACAGAGUCAAAGUCAUUGACUUUGGUUCAGCCAGCCACGUCUCCAAAGCGGUGUGCUCCACCUAUCUUCAGUCUAGAUACUACAGGGCUCCAGAGAUUAUUUUGGGCCUGCCAUUUUGCGAGGCCAUCGACAUGUGGUCGCUUGGAUGCGUGAUCGCUGAGCUCUUCUUGGGGUGGCCCCUUUACCCCGGAGCCCUGGAAUACGACCAGAUCCGGUACAUCUCUCAGACGCAGGGACUGCCUGCAGAGCAGCUGCUCAACAAGGGGACAAAGACCACACGUUUCUUCACCAAAGAGCCGGACUCCCCCUACGCCUCCUGGAGACUAAAGACGACAGAGGAGCAUGAGAAGGAGACGGGACUUAAAUCCAAAGAGGCCAGGAAGUACAUCUUCAGCUGUCUGGAUGACAUAGCACACGUGAACCUGGUGUUGAGUCCUGAUACCAGCGACAUGCAGGCAGAGAAGGCGGACCGGCGGGAGUUUGUGUCUCUCCUUAAGACCAUGCUACUGAUCGACGCCGAGGACAGGACCGUUCCCUCCAGCGUCCUGAAUCACCCGUUCCUCACCAUGACUCAUCUACUGGACUACCCCCACAGCAACCACGUUCAGUCAUCUUUCCGCAUCAUGGACGUUUGCCACAGCUGGCCCAGCAGCGCCGUUUUUGAUGCUUUGAACCAGAACACGAUCCACCUGUCAAGGCCGCCUCUAGCUCCCACCGGGUCUUCCGGACUUCCAAUGAGCUACAGCAACAUCCAGGUCCACACCCAGUCUAUAACCCAGUCCGCCCCGUCCAUGUUGCAUCCUGGGAUAGCGCUAACAGGAAAUGGGCAGUUUGGGUGCAGUGACUCCUUCCCGCCUGCCCUCCUCCUCUGUCCUCCCACAAUGCAAGGUAACCUUAAUCAGCCGGCAACCUAUUCUGUCCCCAUGGUGACUCAAGCCCCUCCCAUUCAGCCUCUCCCAGUGAGACCUGGCGUGAUAGCUCAGCAGGCCUGGUCCAGCCGAGGCCAGCAGCUUCUGGUCCCAGCAGCGUGGCAGCAGAUGACUCCUGUGGGUCCUCCACCCUCUCACCCGCCUCCACCACCUCCUCCCUCCCUUACCAGUGACACCACGGCUGGACCACAGAGGAUUAGCGACUGGGGGAAAGCGCGCCCACACAGCAGCCACUACAACGCAGUGAUGCAGCAGCCUCUCCUCACCAAUCAGAUGCCAGCCCUCUCUGCACAUCAGCCAAUCAACAUUGGCAUAGCUCACGUUGUGUGGCCCCAACCGGCCAGUAAACGGAACAGACAAGGGCACAACAGGAACCUGUCCCACCCCAGCAACAUCCAGAUAUCAGCGUGUCGGUCUCCCAAAAUGGCCGAUGUUGUAGGACAGGCAGUGGCGGGGAGAGGGCAGCCACACAGGGAGGUGCCCCUGGUGGAAUCCCGACGGCCGGAGAUUCAAAAAACGACUGCGGGAAAAGAUGUCAGCGAGCUCAAGGAAAGCUGCUUUAAAGAGCCAACGACAAGUGGAAACAGGCGGGUCGACGUUCCGAGACAACCACAGCGGGACGUGGCCGUUCUGAUGGCCGACACGCCGAGCCCAGCUCCCAGCGUGAUCAGCAUCCACAGCGAUCUGAGCGACGAAGAGGACCCGGUGGGAAGCGAAGGUCGUCAGGGGUGCCGCCUGAACCGAUGUAAAGGAGAAUGUGGAUGUGAAGCUUGCAGAAACACCAGCGUGUCUAUGGAGAGAGUGUGUUCCCUCAGCAGCCCCGACAGCAGCCUCAGCACCAGUUCGUUCGCAUCCAACUCGCUGCAGUCCAGCCCUUCAGCGUCUCCAUGCAAGAGACCGAACAGCAUGUCUGAAGACGACGGCCAUGAAAGCGGUUGCGACACGGUGGAAGGCUCACCCUCGUCGGACACGUCGGCAUCCCAGCGUGGCAACAGCGCCUACCGCUACCUUAACAACAACAACCGUUCUCCCUUAGCCGCCGUGUUGGAGCCCCUGACCCCGCCCUCCGAGCAGGGCCGGACCCCCCGGGGCAUCAGAACCAUGAUAGUUCCACCGAUGAGGGUGCAGAGCAACAACAAAACUCACAACAUGCAGGAGCGUGUCCAGAGAACAGAAUCCUGGUCCCGGUCCAAAGGGCGCUGCAGUCUCGGUGGACAACAGAGCGCUGCCUCCUCCGUCCCCCUCCUACCAUCCGCCCCCAUCCUGUCCCGGCAGCAGAAGCUGACAGGGCAGCAGCAGCAGCACCAUCUGUGCUUUGGUCAGGUUCAGCCGUACGGUUCAAACCACAGCAACAAAGAGUGGAACGGCAACUAUGGGCCUCUGCGACCGCACGCCUACAUCCCUCCUACUGUUCACACGCACACCUUCACACACCUGCACCACAACAGCCCCACGCACAGCACCGCCGGCCCUCACACCCUGCUCUCCUACUCCUCCAGCGGGCCUCUCACCGCCGCCCACCACCCCAUCCUCCCCUCUCGCCCUCCCCCUCCCCCUCUCCUCCAGCACGGCUUCGGCCUCUCCCAUCCCCAAGGCGGAGCGUUGCUCCACCAGGUCACCCUGGGCAUCAGCGCGCACCCCCACCACCCGGGACACCCCGCCGCCUCGCACCGCCUCCUUCCCUCCCCGACCGUCAACCCUCACCUUCAGCCCGGCUACAGCCACCACCCGCACCAGUUCAAGCCGCCCUUCCCUCCCCCGGCCCCCCCUCACCCGUACAUGGCCUCCCCAGCCAGCUUCGCAGGCUUCCACCUGAGCCCCACCAAGCUCAGCCACCACCCCCAGUUCUCUUACAUCUGAGGAGCAGGACGGAGGAGCCGCGCCUCCCUCUGAACAGGAGGCUCAAGAAGAAAUGGACUGGGGCUGCCACCUGGGCAGGGAGACCCCCCAUCAGAGCACAACAUGAACACUUUUGUUGAGUUAAGAGCAGAGCGGAGUUAAUUUUUGUGAUUUUUCUGUAAUCUGACGGGUCUCCACAGGUUGUCGAUCAUGUCUGACUGUAGCAGCAGAGACUGUCUGCCUGUGGGGGAAACUUCAAAUCGUAACAGUGAAUGAGUUUCUACGGCAAUUAGGAGAGCGUGUUUGUGCAUUACCUCCUGUCAUCGAUCUGAUCUGAAUCAAGGCUGGAAAAUCGAGUUGUUGUUUUUUUUUUUUUGGGUUUUUUUUUUUUUUUUGGAUUACGCUGUCGGGGUCGCUCAGCCUCCCGCUCCCUUUAUCUGUGUUGCCUUGCAACUCGUGCGCCGCUCGGCUCGAUAAGCCGACCUGGCCGCGCGAACCCCGAAUCGAAGGCUCCCGUCUGCUUCCUUCUUAGUGCCUUAAAAACCCUUCGAGUCUUUGACGUUACUUCAGGAGCAUUUAGAUUGUACGUUUGAAUUUAAAAUGGGGUUGCAGCACUUAACCUCCAGACUCUGAACGAGAAUGGGCUUUUAAAACCAGACGAGGAUCAUGUGCAUGGGCUUGUUUUACUUUACGCUUUCUAACUCAGUGUGGGUUUAAUCUAACUAGAGGCUGCACAUAUAGGGCUCUGACUGAAUUAGCUUUUAAUGUACAUAAAGAGUGAUUUGAUAUUUUGAUAAUCGAUUUCUAUUCACUAUAGUACUUAAUUCAUAACAGUAUUGUCACUGUUUACUGUAACUGCAAUACAAUCUAGAUCCUCUGGGUUGCUGUGUUUUUAUUAUCUCGCAUUUAGGCUAGAUUUGCGUUUUAGAUUUUUUUGGGAGUGGCAUAGACUUGUUUAAUGUUUUAAGCUUUUAAGAUAUUUCUCAGUGUUUGAAGUAACCUAUCAACUUAACAGUAUCACUGCUGGGCUUUUGAGUAUUAGUCGUAUCAGUAAUUAUUGUCGACGAAGCUUUUGUCUCCCCCCUCCCCCACGUAUUGAAACCUGUUGUCAGUUUUCAUACAUUCCUUCAGGGUGGAAGCGAAGCCUUGAUUAUUAAUUAUUUUUUUUGUGUGUGUGUGUUUAUGUUUUCAUUUGAUUUCCAGCGUGCCGUUGUGCGAGUCGUGCUCUUUACCCACCGGCGUUUCACUCCAAUCAACACCAAAGACUUUAUUCGUUGAAUCAUUUCGGAAGCAUGGUCGAUCAUAUUUCUGUCACCUCCAGCAUAUACUGUUGCAGUCGCGGACUAAAUUUUUUGUUUUUGGAAUAUAUUGUUAAAUCUCUAUUUUAAAAAAAAAAAAAAACAAUAAGAGGUUGAGGUUUUAUUUUUUUUUUCUGAGCUGUUUGCUAAUUGUAUUUGGAAUGUAUAGAUAAUAAGCUGCUAUGUACUGAUUAUCCGCCACUUGGUAGCUGUGAAUUUAGAGGAUCAAUCUGUUUCUGGCCUGCAGUCUCUCCUUCGUAUCGUAGUUUGGGCGACUAGAUAAAAGCAUACGUGGGUUUUCCUCUAAUCAGAGUGUAUUGAAUGCUACUCCUUUAUGCUAGUGCCUCUGUAUAUUGGCUUUGUUGUUUUGAAGUGUUUGUAAACUGCUGUAUCGGAAGUUAAGUUUUCCUUUUUGAUUUAUUUUUUAUUCUGUUGCUCUUUGGUGUGUGCGUGCGUGUGUGUGUGUAUUUUUUGUGUGUAUUUAGCAUCAGUAUUUGAAAUGUAGGCUGGGUUCGCUCUUUGAUUCUGUAACCAGUGUGAUGUAUUAUCGUCUUUCCUUUCAACAACACGGCUUUUAUCUCCGUUAUAGGACUGUAUUUGCAACUCUUCGUACUGUAUAACUUAGUGCCUUUUCCUCACCCAGUGGCUGAUGGAUGACGUGUGCGAUAUCAAAGCAGUCGGGGAAUAUCGUAGGCUAGCUCCUUUCCGGGGUCGGAACCUGUUUUCACAUCACAAAACCCCCCAAAGUCUGUUCUGUAGAUGAAGAUGGAAAACAAAUAUUGCUUUUUUUUUUGUUUUGUUUUAAUUUUACAUUUUUACAGAAUCCUAAGAAAAUCCUAAUCAGGGAAUUUUUUUUUUUUUUAACUCACCAAGAACAACGUGCAGCACUAAAAGACAAGGGGCCUGAGUAAUGUUCACAAAUGCAAAGCUUUAUCUCACACCGUGAAUGUACUUGUGGAAAGGUUAGAAAUCAGUUUAUGGUUUGCAAGCAAAGCAUUUUGGUUUUCUGCGUUUUGGGUGUUGCUAGUACUUGUAUGCAGCUAUUACCAUUGGUAGAUAUUGUAUGUUUCGUAAUGGGUUUCUUUUUUUUCUUUUUUUUUUUUUAAACGCUUUAUCCAUCACUCGACUCAUAAUCAAAGUUUAGGUCCAAAGUUUCCCCACCCUGAUCUAAUCAUUACAUAACAGUAUAAUGGUUUUGCUCUGUUAUUUAGGUAUUGGGUGUAUUUUGUGUGCUUGUCUGCUAUGCUACGGUUUGGUUAUGUUAAGGUUUGUGUUGUGCACAACAAAUGUUGUUUUUUUUUCUAUAUUGUGGAGUGCAGCCUGUCUGUGCAACCCCCCCUCCCAGGUGUGUCGGCUCGUCAUAGGGUGACAUCCCACGCUGUAAUCCCACCCACCACCACUUUGGAUUGAUUACUUUGGGUGUAUAAAUCUCAUGUCCCUCCAGAUUGACGCCAACAGUUGCAUCAUCAAAGACACCAGGGGGGGGUGUCACACAGUCCCUGAUCCAAAGCUUAGCAAAGGACAUAGAGCCCAGCAGCCUUCUGCAACACAGCAGGCCUACAAACUACGGUAAUACUUGUAAAAGCUUGUGGGGAGGCUUUUGUUUUUUUUAAUCAUACAUUGUAAUCCACACUAUGUAGACAAUAAGUAGUAAUGCAGAUCUACUCGCCUCCAUGCCUGCUUUCACUGGGAACCAGCAUAUACAGAAAAAAAAAAACCACCAUAUCAAUCAAACGUGUACCCGAACGUCACAUUUGGCUUCUGAGUUUGAAUCCGUAUGAAAUUUAACGUGUAAAAUUAUUAAUUAUUGUGCUUAGGCACAAACAUGUAGACACGAUUGCAAAAUGUAAGCUGUUACUGUUCUAAAUGUGUGUAGAAUUUUGUGGCUUUAUGAUUUUUAUUCCUUGAUUUGUUUUUGUUAAUCUUAAAUGCUACUCUAGUGUGACUUGUAGCAACUGCACUGUGCAAUAUUCAACAAUAUAUGAGGACUGGGAAAAAUAAUUGUUUGGAUGUUUUGAUGUGUGUCUUACCAGUUUGCGUCAUCCCCCUCCUCCCUUCGCUAGUUCUCAGUGAGUUUCAAUGUGACCAAGCCUUAUGUACUUUGUCACAAAAAGCGGGUUCCUUCUUGGUGACUCUUAUUGGUGAGUGUCAAAUUCUGAAUUUAUUGUAUAAAAUGUUGAGAUUCACUUUGAAUAAAAAAAAAUCUUUUGCUUCA
Messenger RNA from Fundulus heteroclitus (mummichog), 7942 nucleotides. Its product is annotated as homeodomain-interacting protein kinase 3. The coding region runs from base 374 to 4450 and encodes 1358 amino acids. Gene Ontology annotation, cellular component: nucleus; PML body; cytoplasm. NCBI's taxonomy places the organism in Eukaryota, Metazoa, Chordata, Actinopteri, Cyprinodontiformes, Fundulidae. The record is from RefSeq and is a predicted model, not a curated record. The transcript has 18 exons. Gene Ontology annotation, molecular function: protein tyrosine kinase activity; protein serine/threonine kinase activity; ATP binding. Gene Ontology annotation, biological process: peptidyl-serine phosphorylation; peptidyl-threonine phosphorylation.